ACAAGCUCGCAUGCCACCAUCAUCAGCUGACUCAUGAUGCAACAACACAACCUUCAACACGAUAAGUCUGUAGGCAAGCACGCUGGAGUCAAGAGUCCAGUGCUGAGUCAAUCCGCUUAUAAGCCACAAGCACUACGACAUCUUCGGGCUGCCUCAUCGCGGACAGUGUCUCACGAAUUGGUCUGAGCACGUGAUGAGUUCGGUGCAUCUGUAGAGAGCACGAAAGAUGAAGGAAGAGUCUGAGUAGCGAGCUGUCUAUACAGGUUUGAUAAGGGCGACUUCAUGCAAGCAUCCUAGGCUACCAAGGGGAGCGAGGAGAGAAGGGCAGGAAACGCAUCGCCCAUUGCCAUACCGCGCAGCCGUUGCGUGGUGUCAUUAUGUCGACCGCAGCCGCAAACACGUCUCCUCUGGGCGUUGGUGGAACGCUGACGCUGAUACGUCACGCGCAAACGGUUGCGAAUGUGGCGCACGUGCUUCAAGGGAGCACAGACUCUCCAUUGUCUCCACUUGGAGAAUCUCAACUGGAAUGCCUUGGCGACUGCAGCCUCUGGAAGCAGCUGUACGAAGCCUUGCUCCGCGGGGAUUGCGUGGAAAUUUAUCACUCUCCGCUCGGACGCACGAGCAGGACAGCUCAGGUCGUGCACGAUGCGAUGCGUAGACACAUCCUCACUUCUGCCGAGCCUGCUGAUGCUGCUGCUUGCGGUAAAAGGUUGAGCAUAAGCGCUCGAAGCGCGUUGCAAGAAAGGGAUUUUGGCUUCAGAGAAUGCACUCGGAGAGGCUUUCAUCAGAACGGCUUUCCAAAAGGCAUUGGCCGAGGAGAGUCCAACGACGCGUGGAUGCGCAGGGUGCAGAUGGAAGCGAAAUGGCUGAUGAGCAGGGCGGAGCUGCGCCAACUCGAGAGCAACACCGCCGGUAAAAGGACGCUGGGCCGGGGGAAUGAGGGCAACGAAAGCAAAAAGGCUAAGAAUGAAGGAGCGACUAUCGGUCGAGUUGAGUCAAGAACGAGCUAUGCUUUCUCUGCGCCGCACAAUUUUUUAAAGAGCAGCAGCAGCAAAAGCACGGGAAAGCAAAUAGACGAGAAGCAAGAGGAAUCCUGCAUGGAAUCCAAGCCUAUCAGCGCCUGGCAGCCCCUGCCUUUGCACACCUCCUCCGGUCCAACGGCAGCCGCGCUUCCAAAGCCCAGCAUCGCCUCUAUGAGCCAGCCUUUUCCAGACCUUGCAGUCAUGCCACGUCGACAUCUCGUAGUGGUCACGCACGGUCUCUUCAUUUCCAGCUUUUUCAAAUUGUGCAUGCCAGCAGGCAACCAAAUGUCCGUACCUUUUGCGGACAAUACGGCUCUGUACACGCUCGUCCGUCAAGAGAUCAUGACAGGCUCGAUAGGCCGCGACGAAGAUCCUCUGAUGCCUGCUACGACCUCGACUUCAACAUCAAUACCUGCUGCGUUGUCUGAGCUAGCCAAAAGAUGCAAGUUGGUACUGCAGAGGACCAACGAUACGUCACACCUCCAUGAACAGGCGCGGACCACUCGGGCAGGCCGCGGUCGCUUGGGCGAACCCGACCCCAAACAGAGGAGCUUGAAGGACAUGUGGAAAAGAUGAUGAGCGUCGCUUCAUCAUCGAUGCAAUCGCUGCUCGUCAAUGGCACGCCAAAGCAGUGGCGUCUCCCC
Ceraceosorus guamensis is the source of this 1666-nucleotide messenger RNA. RefSeq lists its product as hypothetical. Gene Ontology annotation, biological process: fructose 2,6-bisphosphate metabolic process; negative regulation of programmed cell death; fructose 1,6-bisphosphate metabolic process. Gene Ontology annotation, molecular function: fructose-2,6-bisphosphate 2-phosphatase activity. Bases 378 to 1598 code for a protein of 406 amino acids. Gene Ontology annotation, cellular component: cytosol. The transcript has a single exon. Lineage: Eukaryota; Fungi; Basidiomycota; Exobasidiomycetes; Ceraceosorales; Ceraceosoraceae. The record is from RefSeq and is a predicted model, not a curated record.